GCUAACUAACCUCAAUUUUUGCAAAUAAUCAAAACAAACCUUUGUUUUUGUGAAGAUUACAAACAUUUCACACGUUUAUCUGUUACUAGCCGCGUUAAAGUUAGCAUGUGCAGUGAUAGUGUAAUAAACUGAGCCUGUUUCUAUCAUCCUUUAUUAACAAUGCUGCUUACUUUAAGUGCAAAUUUUAUAUCGUUGUGUUUUUGUAUCUAAAGUGAAAUGAUUCCUUCUAAUACUAUUUGCGUCUCUCAGGAGGGCCCAGCUAAUGCUUUGGCCCUCAACAAAGACUGCAGCCAAGUUGUAAUUGCCGGGAGAAAUGUAUUCAAAGUGUUUUCAAUUGGGGAAACUGAAUUUACCGAAGUCUGUAAUCUGCGUGUUGGCAAAAACCUGAACCUGAAUUUUUCUUCAAUAGAUGUAGCUUGGAGUACCAUUGAAGAAAACACAUUAGCCACAGCAGCCACCAAUGGGGCUGUGGUGGUGUGGAACCUCGGCCGCUCCGGUCGCUCUAAACAAGAGCAUGUCUUCUCUGACCAUAAAAGGACUGUCAAUAAGGUUAGCUUCCAUCUGACUGAGCCAGCAUUGCUGAUAUCUGGAUCUCAAGAUGGUAUGAUGAAAUGCUUUGAUCUUCGCAUGAAAGAAGUUGCCAGGACAUUUAUCAGCAACACGGAGUCGAUCCGCGACGUGCAGUUCAGCCCGCACCAGGCGCACCAGUUCGCCGCCGUGUCCGAGAACGGCUCCGUGCAGCUGUGGGACGUGCGCCGCCACGAGCGCUGCCUGCAGCACUUCACGGCGCACUCGGGGCCCGUGUUCGCCUGCGACUGGCACCCCGAGCUGCCCUGGCUGGCCACCGCUUCCCGGGACAAGACUAUCAAGAUCUGGGACAUCCACGCGAAACCAAACCUGGAACACACCAUAUACACGAUCGCCUCGGUUGGACACGUCAAAUGGAGACCACAAAAGAAGUUCCAGGUGGCGUCGUGCGCGCUGGUGCUGGACUGCGCCGUGCACGUGUGGGACGUGCGCCGGCCGCACGUGCCGCUGGCCACCUUCGCCGAGCACCGUGACGUCACCACCGCCAUCGCCUGGCAGGCCGACCCGCACACCUUCCUCUCCACCAGCCGGGACUGCAGCCUGUACCGGCACCGGUUCACGGAGGCGGCACACCCGGUGCUGUGGGCGAACCCGCACGGGGUCUGUGUUUCUGCGCGCGGCGAGCUGGCGCACGCGGCGCCCGAGCGGCCGCUGCCCGCGCUGCACCCCUACUGCCACCCGCCCGGCGAGCGCGUCGUGCCCGGACUGGGCCGCAAGCAGCCGACGGCCGGCUCACUAGGCGCGUCCGCACAGGCGGCGCUGGAGCGAGCGUUCCCGGGCGGCGCCGCCUCUACCUUGUGCCGCUACCGCACGCGCGUCGAUCCCGUGGCCGGCGAGCUGGCCGCUAAAGAGGCUGAUGAGAAGGCCAAGGAGGCCGAUGAGAAAGGAACCAAUGGGCAAGUGAACGGGAGUGAUGACGUGGACGAUGACAAUGAAGACGAUAUGGACCGGCGCACGUCGGCGCUGGUGGGGUGCGCGCUGCACUACCGCAUCCGCGGCGCCUGCCCGCACGAGCUGGCUGCCCGCAACGCCGCCGUCGCGCGCUCCUACAACCGGCACAUGGUGGCGCACGUAUGGGAGGUGGUCCGCGCGGUGUGCGAGGCGCGCGCCGCCUCCCGCCGCCCGCCGCCGCCGCGCCCGCCAGAGCCGCGCGCCGACCCGCCGCCGCCGCCGCCGCACUACAGCGCCGUGGAGGAGGAGCCGCUGGAGGAGGCGGAGGAGUGGGCGGAGACGUCGUUCCACAACAGCGGCGUGCUGGGCAUGCCCACGCUCACCAUCUACAUCCCGCCCGCCAAGUACGCCAAGCAACUCCGGGAGGACAGCGAGAACAUGGGCUGGGUGUCGGCGGCGUCGGCGCACUACGUGGACAUCGAGGCGGCGGACUGGACGCUGCCCGAGGAGGCCUUCCCGCUGCGCACCGCCCCGCCGCCCGCGCCCCCCCACACGCCGCCCCACCAGCCCCACCCGCCC
Messenger RNA from Ostrinia furnacalis (Asian corn borer), 2058 nucleotides. RefSeq names its product WD repeat domain 24 (gene Wdr24). The transcript has 13 exons. The annotation marks the transcript as partial. Gene Ontology annotation, cellular component: vacuolar membrane; cytosol; GATOR2 complex. NCBI's taxonomy places the organism in Eukaryota, Metazoa, Arthropoda, Insecta, Lepidoptera, Crambidae. Gene Ontology annotation, molecular function: protein binding. The record is from RefSeq and is a predicted model, not a curated record. Gene Ontology annotation, biological process: positive regulation of macroautophagy; cellular response to amino acid starvation; positive regulation of TORC1 signaling.